Messenger RNA from Loa loa (African eye worm), 1008 nucleotides. RefSeq lists its product as hypothetical. The record is from RefSeq and is a predicted model, not a curated record. Gene Ontology annotation, molecular function: catalytic activity. NCBI's taxonomy places the organism in Eukaryota, Metazoa, Nematoda, Chromadorea, Rhabditida, Onchocercidae. The transcript is spliced from 7 exons. Bases 1 to 1008 code for a protein of 335 amino acids.
AUGAAAUCAUUGGGAGGUCAAAAGUCAUCGAUAAUGUUAGAACAAGUACCAUCAGUACUACGAAAGCUACGUGUUCGAAUUGAUUUUAUCGAUCGGCAAUCAAUUGAUGUGGAUGCUGUUGUUCAGGAUAGUCUUCCAGGUGGCCCUUGCAUUGGAACUGUUAUAGGUUGUCAUGGUGCACCUGGUUCACAUAAUGAUUUCAAAUACAUCGUACCAUACUUGCAUAAAUGUGGAAUUCGUUUUAUAGGCAUUAAUUUUCCAGGUCAAGGCUAUACUCCACAUUAUGAAGAAUUAAAUUAUACUAAUGAAGAGCGUAUGCAAUUUGUACAAAAAAUUAUCAAUUCAAUGGAUGUUGGUGAUAACAUUGUAUUCUUAGGUCAUAGUAGAGGAUCGGAAAAUGCUCUUCGAUUAGCUGCAAGAAAUCCGGAUCGAUGUAAAGGUGUUGCAUUAAUCAAUCCCAUAGGUGUUAAAGCUCAUCAUAGCAUUAAGUUUACAUGGCUAAUUAAUUUUGGAUUAUGGUCAUGGGAAACAUUCAAGAUAUUUCGUUUUAUUUUACGAUAUUUACUUUAUAAAAUAUUUCAAAUGUUGAAAAUGAAAGUGAAAAGUGGUGAUGAGGCGGCAAUUUGUCUUAAAUUAACGGCUAAUAUUGAUUUAAUUGGUCAAAUGAAUUAUAUCAAUAUGUUGAAUAAUAACAAAACAAAAGUUUUAAUAGCUUAUUCAACUGUUGAUCAUCUCAUUGAAAUAUCAGUUAGUCAACAUUUCGCAUCUCUUUUUGAUAAUAUUACUCAUAUGAAUUAUCCAUCAACAGAUGGAAAUACAUCAAUUCUGGAUUACAUUCCGGAACAGUAUGCUGAAUCAGAUCGAUCGUUUUCGGUGUGUUUCGAAAAUGGAGGCCAUUAUUUGCAAAAAUAUCAAGCAAAAUUCAUUGCUAAUUGUACUUAUUCAAUGCUAAUAGCAAAAAAUAGUAUGUAUCAAAAUGAUGAAAAUGUACUUAAAUCACGUUUAUAG